UUGGCUUAAACCCUAGCAGAGACUUUUCAGCCGACACGUGGCACAACACACUUGGCUUAAAACACCCCCCAUUCUUCCAUCUCUUCAAUCAACACAAUUCUCUCUCAAAUCCCUCUCUCCCCCUUUUAUCACUACGGAAGUCGGAAAGCGAUUUCGAAAUUCCAAGUUACAGAUGGAGCAGGCCGCGACUUCAAGCAGCCCUCCAACAGAGGAUGAAAUCGCCGUCGCCGAAAUCCUGCUCAAUCUCAAGACCAUGAUGUUGCCGCUAUCUGAAUCGCUGCCUGAUUGCAAGUGGGGCUGCCGAAGGAAGAGAUCUUGCCUUGUGUCGCCGCCCUCAAUUAGUGGUUCAGCAAACAGAAUUGAAGACAGAAAAACUCCAAUCAAAGCUCGCACCACCGUCAGCCCCGACACGCCGCUCGUAUUCUCUGCCAGUGAAUCCGAUGAUAAGCCCAAGAAAACAUCCAAGAAUAAGUCAAAGGUUAGGGAGGAUUACUUGGAUUUGAUAGAGGAAGAAACAAAGCGGAAGAAGUUGCUCACAGGGGAGAUUGCAAAAGUGAACAAAUACUACGACGAGCUCAAGGAAACCAACCGCCGUCUCAAAGCAAUGAAACAGGAGGCGAUGGCCAAGUGUGGAUUCGAUCUGAACCUUCCAGCUGAAGAGGAAUCAGGCGGCGUGGGGAUAUAUUGGUCGUUGGAUGAUGAUAAACGGGCCAGAUCUGCCGAAGCGAGGAGGAAGAGGAUACGAAUAAUCAAGACCAAGUCGACUAGGAAAUAGUAACACGUGGUCGUGGUGAAUAACUAAAUUAAAUCAAUUUAUUUUUUUUGUUUCAAAUUAGCCACUGUAGGAGUAAUGUUUUUGGGAUAUAUUUUUGUACUAUAUUCAUCAAAUCUUUCAAGAUUUGGAGAAA
Molecule: messenger RNA, 908 nt
Organism: Salvia splendens (bonfire salvia)
Lineage: Eukaryota; Viridiplantae; Streptophyta; Magnoliopsida; Lamiales; Lamiaceae
Exons: 3
Coding region: 173-775 (200 amino acids)
Source: RefSeq, a predicted model, not a curated record